AUGAGUCUUUCUCACCUUUUCAUCAAUUACCUUUCUAUCAACAAAUCUCAACCUAUAAACCUGAUGAUUCUACUCUUACCUUCCAUAUUCAUGAUUCAAAGAAACGAUUCAGAGACUCCACAAACGAAUCCAAAUGACUUCAACCACCACACAAAAUCAAACUCUCAAAUCAAUCCAAUCUUCUUGACCCGUCCAUUCUCCAUCUCCACCAUUCUCAACAAUCCGAAAUCGGUCAUAUUCCUACAAAUCGAUCAAAGUCAUCCUACAAAUGUGGCGGAUCUGUGUUUUUGUGGGGUGGUGGUGGUCGGAGCUAAAACUCAAACUACGAUUGUUAUGUUUUUUGGUGAUGGAUUUUUCGUCGGUGUCAGUGAUUAUUCUGAGUCUGAAAGGUACUCUUCCAAGAAGCAUCAAAGCGUAUAUACCUAA
Messenger RNA from Vicia faba (fava bean), 426 nucleotides. The record is from the annotation of a GenBank genome assembly. Lineage: Eukaryota; Viridiplantae; Streptophyta; Magnoliopsida; Fabales; Fabaceae.